Cricetulus griseus (Chinese hamster) is the source of this 2649-nucleotide messenger RNA. The record is from RefSeq and is a predicted model, not a curated record. Lineage: Eukaryota; Metazoa; Chordata; Mammalia; Rodentia; Cricetidae.
CGCUCACUUCCGGGAGAGCGGGGAGCUGUGGCCACCGCCCGCUCGCAGCUGCCUGCUCGCUGGGGCCGGGGAGCCCGUGAGCGCGCAGGCCAGGCCGCAGCCCAGUGUCUGUGCAGCUCGGGCCACUGUCCGUCACCAUGGGGGCGUCGGGGCGGCUGCUGCGCGCCGUGAUCAUGGGGGCCCCGGGCUCCGGCAAGGGCACCGUGUCGUCACGCAUCACCAAACACUUCGAGCUGAAGCACCUCUCCAGCGGGGACCUGCUCCGCCAGAACAUGCUGCAGGGCACAGAAAUUGGUGUGCUGGCCAAGACUUUCAUUGACCAAGGGAAGCUCAUCCCAGAUGAUGUCAUGACGCGGCUGGCCCUUCAUGAGCUGAAAAACCUCACCCAGUGUAGCUGGCUGUUGGAUGGUUUUCCAAGGACACUUCCACAGGCAGAAGCCCUGGAUAAAACUUACCAGAUAGACACAGUGAUAAACCUCAACGUGCCCUUUGAGGUCAUUAAACAACGCCUUACAGCUCGCUGGAUUCAUCCUGCCAGUGGCCGGGUAUACAACAUUGAGUUCAAUCCUCCCAAAACUGUGGGCAUUGAUGACCUGACAGGAGAACCUCUGAUUCAGCGAGAGGACGACAAACCAGAGACGGUGAUCAAGAGACUAAAGGCGUAUGAAGCCCAGACAGAGCCAGUUCUACAGUAUUACCAGAAAAAAGGAGUGUUGGAAACAUUCUCUGGAACGGAAACCAACAAGAUCUGGCCCCAUGUAUAUUCUUUCCUACUGACGAAAGUUCCAGAAACUACCCAGAAAGCCUCUGUUACUCCUUGAGGAGGGCAGUAUUUAGCAGGAUGAAGCAGGGCCUCCUUGCCUCGCCUUGCCUCUGUUUUUUGAAGCUCUUUUCCUAAGACGUCUCUGAAAAUUAUGUCUUAUUCAUAAUGGCUUUCUUUUGGAUGUUACUAAGGAUGCGCCAAUGAGUCAGACACUAAGUAAGGCUGAUCUGUUAAAAUAACCUGGAAUGUUUAAUCUAGAUGUCUUCUGUGGAUUUGCAAUUAGAAAACAUUAGAGAUGUUGAAACUUAAAAAAAAAAAAUCAUAGCCCAAUUAAAAGAGCAACUAGUUAAUUGUCUACCCUCAUGUUCAGUUAGCGGUUGAUCACAUUUUCAUGAUUUUCUGGAAAAGUUUUUUAAAAAAAUUACAUCAUUUGAGGCAGAUAAAUAUCUCAUUAAGGCUUUUACAUAAGCCAAUGCCCCAUCACAACCCCCAAAAAAUGUUUUCUAGCGCCAUGGGAUGUGGUAUGUGGGAAGUCUAUAGAUGACAGGAAGAAAGCAACUGGCUUUAUUUACAGAUGCUGCCAGAUGCAAGCUCACUGCUGCCUUUACAGGAAAAGCAAGGGCACAGGCCACCAUGCUGUGUCCUCUAUCUACUAGUUUCCAAUUUGCUAUGAAAAUGCACUUAUGGACAUUUUAAUAUGGCUUGUUUUCUUUUCCAAACAUGCAUGUACUGAGGGAUAUGAUUUAUGUUAACUGAGUUCUCAGAGGAGCACUGGCAAAUGGCAGUGGAUAGUCCUAGAUCCUCGCACAUUGCUCAGGCUGAGGACUAUGCCUCAGCCUAGUGCUGGCAUCACUGUGUGCUACCGGUUGCCACUGCUUCAAAGGGAAACAACUCUUCUUGUACCAUCUAAGCAGGCUCCUCAUCCACCGACAGCACUGUGGAUCCAACUCAGCCUUGUGUGCUGGGCAAGCAUCCUACUGCAGUACCACACCUCCAGCCUUUAGUCUUUUCUUUUUCUUGUGUGGAUUUUUGUUUGUUUGAGACAAGAUCUCAUUAUGUAGUUCUGGCUGUCCAGAACUAUGUUAACAAGGCUGGCUUCUAACUCACAGAGAUCCACCUGCUUCUGCCUCCCAAAUGCUGGGAUUAAAGGUGUGGACCACCACAGCUGGCCCCAGCCCCAGCCUAUGUAGCCCAGGCUAGCUUGAAAUGAUAUAGUCCACGCUGGCCUAAUUUUCAUGACCCUCUUGUUUAAACCUCCAAGUGCUUAAAUUACAGGUGUGUACCACUAAGCCAGGCCUGGGAAACCAAUCUAAACUUCGGUCACUUUAGAUUCCUUAGUGGGGCAAGGACACAUCCUUAUAUAUUGUGGCCCCAAGUGAGAAAAUACAAGAAGUGAAGAAAAAACAACUCUACCUUCAAGGAAAAUGUACUCUUUAUAUUACUUGGUGCUAAAUCAAAGAAUCAAGCCCUUGCACAGGCUUUGAAAUUUUGGCCUGUUUUAUUUCAGACACUUAAGUACAAAUGCCAGCAGGUGGUUCUUAACAUAUCUGGGAGUGGGGUUGGAAUGUUUGAUUUUUAAAAUUCAUUGUUGAUCUUUCAAGAUGGACUAGGCCUUUAAACAGGAUUACAAUGAACAUCUUGUCCUUUGUCAAUGUUUCUAUCUGAAUGCUGGUAACUGAUUUCUAACAAUGUUGUGAACUAUCUAAACUGAUCAGCAGGUUGUUACUUGUGGCGAUAUCAGCACUGUGGCUGCCUUCUGUUUUCUGUCUGUCCGUGGCCUCUGGCCCUCCAACCCCCUUCAUGUCUGUUGUGGCUUCUCACUGGCUUCUUUGUAAUAAAUUGUCUUCCAAUAGCACCUUUCUAAUAAACAGGUCUUCAAAUAAUGA